This is a messenger RNA of Lucilia cuprina (Australian sheep blowfly), 1787 nucleotides long. RefSeq names its product zinc finger protein 383-like. The transcript has 2 exons. Gene Ontology annotation, biological process: regulation of DNA-templated transcription. Gene Ontology annotation, cellular component: nucleus. Gene Ontology annotation, molecular function: RNA polymerase II cis-regulatory region sequence-specific DNA binding; zinc ion binding; DNA-binding transcription factor activity, RNA polymerase II-specific. The coding region runs from base 118 to 1677 and encodes 519 amino acids. Lineage: Eukaryota; Metazoa; Arthropoda; Insecta; Diptera; Calliphoridae. The record is from RefSeq and is a predicted model, not a curated record.
UUACGAUCUGGUAGUAUUAAAUAAAAAGUGAAUGAAAAAAAAGAAACCAAUAAUUUAAUUGCAUACAAAAAAAGUCAUUUUGUCAGGUUACAAAAACGGGAGAAAUAAUUUUCCAUAAUGGCUUUUGAUUUAGGCAUCGACAAAAAUCUAUUUCUAGAUACUACAUGUCGAACAUGUAGCCGAUUUUUUAGCGAAGAUGUGAAAUUCUAUAAAAUAUUUGAGGAAAAACUAAAGGCUGCUACAACAAAUGAGGGCGGUGGUGGUGCAGUGGUUGAUGGUAAUGGCAUGCAGACGGUAGGUGACCUAAAAGACAGCAAAGUGUAUGAGACGUGCGAGGAGAUUAGGGAUAUAUUGGAGGAUUUAAAUAUAUGGAAAUUGAAUAUCAAACCAUUUGAUGGUUUGCCUCAACAAUUGUGUGAAGAGUGCUUUCAACGUUUUAAACAGGUUAAAGCAUUUCGUGAAGAAUGUCUGGACAGUCAAAGGGUAUUGCAAAGUUACUUUUUGGACUUUGAAAAUCUAUUGGAAGUGGGCAAAUUAUCUCCAGCUGCAGACUUGGUAAAAUUGGAAUUGGACACCAAGGAAGAUUUGGUAUUAGGCAAGGACUCGGCUAGAUCUUCACCUAAAUGUUGUACACAAGAUGUUAUGUCCCCCUUUAGUAGUCCACGCUUGAGACUAAGUCCUCGUUUUGUCGAACUAGGUAAUUGUCUCGAUACCUCCUCCUCCAUGGGUACACCACCUCCCCUAUUUGAGGAAAUCAAAACAGAACCCAUAGAUAUGGAAACUAUGGAAGUGAUGAAAGCCGAAUCUGAAUUACCCUAUCAGGAACCUUUAAAAAAGGAAUAUACUAUAAGAUCUCCCAAUAAUUCUUCGGAUGAAGAAUCUUCUACCCCUACCACAGAUGAAGAUGAAGAGACAGAAGACUCCUCUUCUUCGGAUGAAGAGUCCUUGCAGGAUUUCAAAUUUAAACAACAGAAGAAAAAAAUGCACUCAUAUUUGAAAUGUAAAAUAUGUGGUCAAUCCUGUCAAAAUCGCCAACAACUCAAAAUGCAUCACAUGCGUUUUCAUCCCCAGGAAAAACCAUUUGAAUGUGACAUUUGCACCAGCACCUUUAAGUCUAGUUUUCUUUUGGCACAACAUAAACUCAAGCACAAUCGUCCCGAUACCAUGCAGUGUGAGGAGUGCAAAAAAUAUUUCCGCAGCCAGCUGCAUUUGCAAAGACAUUUCAAGAAUUUCCAUUUAAAAUCUACCUACACUUGUCACAUUUGCCACCAACAAUUCGAAAAUUACACACAAAUGCGUUUUCAAUAUCAUGUCCGGCAACAUGGUGAAAAGCGCUUCUCUUGCUCUUACUGCGAUAAAGCAUUCCACCAAAAGAUCCAUUUAAUCAAUCACGAGCGCACGCACACCAAGGAACAGCCAUUUCGUUGUGAUUUAUGCGGCAAAGCCUAUCGCCAGCAGACCGCCUGCCAGGAGCACAUGAAAACACACAAAGAUCCCACACCAUUUAAGUGUAAACAUUGUUCUAAAGAAUUCUCACAACGUUCGACACUGCGAAUACACAUGCAGAAAGUGCACAAUUUGGAAAAGCAGUCAUCGAAUGCUGCACAAAACUUUGGCAGAAAUUCGGGAAAUACGCCUGGCGCAUUAUUUGAGCAGCAUAAUUUUAUGGGUUUUUAAAGAAGAAGCAUGUAUACAUUUAUUCUAAAACAUAGUUUAUAUUCGACUCUUGAUAUUUUGUAUUUAAACAAAAAGUUAAUAAAAUAAAUAUUUACUUAAAAUAAGCUUAA